AUGCCAGAGAAAGUUUGCAUGAAUGAAGGAAAGCGAUUCACAAUACUUCACGCCGGGGGCAAAUUUGGUUUUCUCGAAGGAUGCGAUUUAUUUUUGGAUAGCAAAGUAGAUAGCAGAGAUUAUCACAAGACGAUGACUGGGGACCUGUUUAAGCAAUGGACUGAGCAACAACUAAUUCCAAAUGUCAAACAGAUGAGCGGCAAAGUGGUUGUUAUUAUGGAUAACGCGCCGUAUCAUUCAGUCCAUGCUGAACAGCUCCCCAAUUUUUCUUGGAAAAAGUCAAAAUUACAACUUUGGUUGCAUCAAAACGAAAUUCCCUUUGAUAGUAAUUUAACGAAAAAGCAAUUGUAUGAAAUAAUAAAACCUAAUAUUCUUUCCCGAAAAAAGUACUUAAUUGACGAGUUGCUAUCCAAAAAUGGCAUACAAGUAUUACGACUUCCCCCAUACCAUUGUCAGUACAACCCCAUUGAAAUGGUAUGGGGUUUUUGUAAACAAUAUGACAACAAGCAUAUUCUUGAACAGCCUUCAGGAAAAUUAAAAGUUGCUAAUUUAUGGAAAAAAGCACUGUCUAAAUAUACUCCCGAAAUGUGGCUAAAUAGUGUUAAACAUUGUGAACAAAUAAUUAACGAAGACAGGGUGCGAUUGAUGGGGAAUGAAAGCGUGCAAGAUAUACCACCGAUAAUUAUAUCACUCGCAGAUUCUGAUGAUGAAUCAAUUAUAAGCUUUAGAUCAGAAUCUACAGACGAUAUUUCCUUGGAGGAUGAGAAUCUUGAAUGUAGUGAAGAAGAAGAUGAAAGAAAAAUAGUAUGCAAGGAUGAGCAAAUGAUUUGUUUGUUAGAAACAACAGAAUCUGAAAAUCAGAGUGAUGUGGAGCUUCUUACAGUAGAAUUUGUUGAUUAA
Zophobas morio is the source of this 900-nucleotide messenger RNA. RefSeq lists its product as uncharacterized. The record is from RefSeq and is a predicted model, not a curated record. NCBI's taxonomy places the organism in Eukaryota, Metazoa, Arthropoda, Insecta, Coleoptera, Tenebrionidae. Gene Ontology annotation, molecular function: nucleic acid binding. The coding region runs from base 1 to 900 and encodes 299 amino acids. The transcript has a single exon.